CCCGUGACUCUCUGGACCCGAAAAAACCCAUUUACUUCUCCAGCUAAAAUUGUUUAGUAGACGUGUAGUUGUAUCUAAUUCAUCCACAUCUUCUUGUUACAGUAACAGUACCUGUAUACUUGUAUGCAGCAGCAGCAGCUAUCAAACUAGGAAUAUUAUCUGCGCUGCCGCUCACCUCUCACCUCACACUUCUUCUCUACCUUCAAAUUUUUCUCUAAACAGGUUAGAAAUUCUCUAACUUUGUUUCUUAGGUUUGUUAAAGUUCCAAUUUUUGUUCAUAUUUUGCUUGAAAUUGAACCUCAUGACUUAUGCCAAGGAAACUGCAAAUUCACUUGAUAAUCCACUUGGGAAGCUGCCUGAUCAUUUGUUAGUUGAGAUAUUUAUUCGAGUUCCUGUCACUGACUGGGCUAAAAUAUCUUGUGUCAAGAAACAAUGGGCGAAAUUGUUUGAAGGAGAGUGUCUAUGGCAAGCUGCUCUUGUAAAGACGUAUCCUUUUGCUGGUCUGGCAAAAAGGUGGCCAGGACCAAUUCCUCGAGGAUUAAGUAAAAGGAGGUUCACAGCUUUGUAUAUCAGUAGACACAUCUUUGCCCUAGGCGAUGAGAUGGAUGAGAUUGUUGGUCAUACAUACCUUUUUCUGAAAGAACAACUUGAGAAAUCUUCCAUGCCCGCCCCUUCUACAAUACUUCAUGGGACAAUAAUAGAUCAGUUCAUAUCAUGUGGGAAUCCAAGAGAAAGAGCUCACAAGCUUGCUUCUCUGAUCUGGCUUGCUGUCAUUGACAAUUUAGAGGAAGACGAUAGGACGCUCCAUGUACUUAAGCGUUUGGCUCUGGAGGGAAAUGUGUUUCUUCCAUUUCCAUAUUCAAGAUCAAACAAAGUGCUGCGGAGGAUAUUUGAGAAGCUUUUCACAGAUUUCCGCGACUGCUUGAAUCAUGACGAUUACUAUGAUCUCUUGGGAAGUGCUAAGUCUAGAUUCCAGCCAAUACCAUCUACUUGGUUAGGUUACUAAUCCUUGUCUCACCUUUGCAACAACAACAAAAAAAAAAAAAAAAUAUCCCUUUGUUUCACACUUUCACCUAAUUAGAACUCAUUAAGUGUAGUUGGAAAAGCAAAUGCAAUAGUAUCUAAUUGAUUUCCCAUCUGAUGUGGUAUAUAUCGAUAGGCAUACAGUUUAACAAAAAAAGAAGAAAAAAGAAACGGUCGGUGCAUUCCCUCAGCCAUGUAAAUCAAGUAUGGUAGUAUAUUACCCAGUGCGUAGAUGUAGCAAUGACGAUGAUGCAACUCAAUAAUGAUGUAGACACUCAAACACUACGUGACUGAUGUCUAUAAAUGUCGGCGUACAGUUAAAAACAUGUAAUGGAGUAAUGGUGAGCCCAUUGCAAGUGGUAAAUACUGAUUACUAAACAGAUUAUGGAAUUUGGUUCAUUAUUAUUAGAUUUGUUACUUUGAGUGGGUUGACACAUGAA
Molecule: messenger RNA, 1463 nt
Organism: Chenopodium quinoa (quinoa)
Lineage: Eukaryota; Viridiplantae; Streptophyta; Magnoliopsida; Caryophyllales; Amaranthaceae
Exons: 5
Coding region: 302-1006 (234 amino acids)
Molecular function (GO): protein binding
Source: RefSeq, a predicted model, not a curated record